Messenger RNA from Acanthaster planci (crown-of-thorns starfish), 4188 nucleotides. Its product is annotated as fatty acid desaturase 6-like. Gene Ontology annotation, biological process: lipid metabolic process. Lineage: Eukaryota; Metazoa; Echinodermata; Asteroidea; Valvatida; Acanthasteridae. Gene Ontology annotation, cellular component: membrane. The record is from RefSeq and is a predicted model, not a curated record. Gene Ontology annotation, molecular function: oxidoreductase activity, acting on paired donors, with oxidation of a pair of donors resulting in the reduction of molecular oxygen to two molecules of water.
AGUGCACGUACACCGUGCAGUGCACCCAUCUCACAGGCAGCAAACUAAAUCGAUCGUUUCACUUCAGACUUCGGGUUCUCAGCGAGAUUUGGUACAUCUGCCCAAAUUGGAAGUCAGCACAAUGGAGCGUAAGUCAAUGAAGCAAGCAAAUGGAGAAGUCCUGUCUGAUACACUCAAUGGAGGUAGCAUGAGUGAGCUCACCCAUGCUGUCCAGGCAAUUCAAAGCAGGGCAUCGUGGUGGGAUUUGUAUGGGGUUGACUGGUGUAUCAUUGCAUCAGGGUUUGCCCUGGUGCCCCCAGGUCUGUUGCUUCUUGGCUAUCCAACAUGGCCCCCCUUUGUUGUUGGUAUCCUGCUCAUGGGGUUCUUUUAUGGCAUGGUGAAAACCAAGAUGGCACACCUUGCUAUCCAUUCAGCUCUCUGUCGCUCCAAGAUUGCCAGUCACUUCUGGGAAGUUUUCUUUGUGGAGUUUCUGGGCUCAUUUUCCGCUGAGUUCUCCAAAAGCACUCAUGUUAAAAUUCACCAUCCUCACACCAAUAUCAUUGGGCUGGGUGACUCUAGUACCUGGCGAGUCCCAUUUCUGCCCUGCCUGAUCUACAUGUUUGUGGCACCCCUUUUCCUACCUCCUUUGUAUCCAGUUCUGGCAGUUGUUUUUCUCCUCCAGGAGGAGAAGGUGAAGAAGGCCGUACAGUGUGCUGUCGUGGUUACAUUAGGCCUUAUUGCCAACAUCUCCCUCCUAGUGUAUGUAUCAGGCCUAUCACUGACGACUGCUGUGCUUAGCCUGUUAUCAUCUCGUGCAGUCAUGGAGAUUCCCUACAUCCAUGUCAACAUUUUUCAGCACAUCGGCCUUUCCAUGUACCUCCCUGAGAACCGCCCACCUCGCCUGUACAUGAUGUCCUCGGGUGUCCUCAACCUAUCCCACAAUCUCCUGUUGGACUGGAAUUUUGGGCACUCACUCAUUGGUUGCCACAUCGAGCACCAUCUUUUCCCCAAGCUGUCUGACAACAUGUGUCUGAAGAUCCGGCCAAUUGUGAAGAAGUAUCUGCAGGAUCACAAGUUGCCCUACCAUGAGAAAGAAUACGUCAAUCGACUCAAGCUCUUUGUCAAGGAGUACAAAGCCUUAAUGGUCAAUGCACCUCCAAUCACUGAGUUUAUUGGAAUACAGUAGUAUCAAGCAUAAUUUCUUGUUCAUAUAUCAACCCCCCAUCAUUUUCAUCAUUGGACACUCUAUGUUUAAUUGGUAAAAUUAAGAGAAGAGGGAACAAGAUUUGUGUAAAAAAGCACAUAGAAUGCAAAACGCUGUUUUAUUCUUGAUCACUGCCUCUGGUUAUAGAUACAUGUAGGUGAUGGAUUUUAUCUAAACUUUAAUACAGUAUCAAAUUAUUUAAAGUGUGUAUUGUAUAUUGAAAACAUAAAUUUAUUUGAAAUGUAUAUGAAAGAAAUGGUUUGACCGUUCUUUGAAUUUUUCCAAGCUUACUUCUGCACACCAUGAUUGUUCUCAUGUUUACACAUGGCUUGAUUUUCCAGCUUAUUAAUCAAGCUACUCAUCAUUAAGGAUGAGACAAUGGGAGGGGGAGAUUUGAUAAAAAUAAGUCUGGGUUUUCCUUAAUGUAGCUUUGUUUAUAUCUCCAGCUAAUUAAAAGCAGGCUUUUUAAAUAAGCCUUUUGGUACAUGUCCUUAACUCCAGUCGUGCAAAACCUACAUGUAGCAGGAUAUCACAGUAGGCAAAUUCUGCUGGAUUUGAGUAAUGAGACCAAGAAUAUUUACUAUUUGAUUCUAUCUUUCGGGUUCUGUCGGACCAGGGAGGGGGCACCUUUUGAUGACUGGAUUCUAUCUUGUAAUCUGAUUUAUUUGGAAGGAUAUCUGAAGAAAACAAAGGAUACUUAAGAAAAAAGGGAGCUUCGGCUAUUGCAGUCUUUCCUUUCGUUAAAGCUUGCUGACAAAGACUUCUUGUAGUUUCUUGUAGUGUUGAAUUUGUUCAGUUGGUGUAAAUGCACUAACCUUACAUACCUAGUGUGGACUUGUGAACAAAAGAUGUCCACACAAUGCAGGAAAGGAAGAUGUUCUGUGGACUGACUUACAUUCACAAAAUGUUUCCCCUUCUAUGAAAAAGAAGUUUAGAGGUAUUGGGGGGUUUCACAUAUCUGUCGUAAAAGGAAGAGGAACAGUCAGGGAAACAUUUUACAAAAAUCCAGCUGAAAAUCAUGUUCCCGGAAAAAUGAGUAUUCCACUGAGUUUUCUUAACUACAUGAAAACAAAAGAAUGUCCAUUCUAGGUAUGUAACGUAAGUUGGCCUGAAUGGAUGAGUAUUUACUUCAGUUUUUCAGUUCUCUAGGUCAUGCUUUUUCAUGUCAUGGUACUGUUGCAUUGAAAUUUUCAUGUACAUGUACAUAAUCUUUUCAUAUAACUGCACAUGAAUCUGUUGACUCAGUAACAAAAUGCCAGCACAAUCAAUGUUUGCAUGUUUAUUUAAUGUCUGUUUGCCAUAUCUGCAAAGUGCAAAGUUCCUGCCAUUGUGUUCUUUAUCAACUGCUCUCUUACAGUGUGUGAUUAAAUUAAAGAUUUUGCUUGUUUUUCUUCUUUUUUUCCCCCAAAUCAACCACCUUCUUUGUCAUGUUUAUGGGGAAAAAUCAUCUCCCCAAACAUAUACAAUGCAUGUCAAAUUACACUGCAACAACUAUGCAAUUGUAGUGGCCCAUUUGUGAAUACACAUCACAUUUGAGUGUAAUUAGUCUGCAGAGGUGAUGUUUUACAAAUGUAGUAAUAUUACAAAAACUUUGGUUUAAUUAUGCAUGACAACACAAAUGUACAGAUAUGUUUCAAGCAACAUACCAUAUCAUAUCAACCUACAUGUACACAUAGAGCCGGCUCAUAGUUCAAUUGUUUCUUAAUCCUUACAAAUGAAAAUGUUGCAAUUUUACAUGUCUCAUUUUGAAGACUUUUUAUGUGCCUUUAAGUGUGUGUCUUUUCAGGAAAAGUACUUUAUUGCUUGUCUGAUUGUCAGUUUGUUUCAUGCACUGGAAGUAGACUGCCUGGAAUGAUCUGGCCAAUGUAAGAAUGCCAGUGUGUAUCAGAGAGCAAACAACUUAGCCCAUAUUGGUUUGUAUGAAUAGUUGUAAAUGCAUCAUCAGAGGAAUGUAGCUAACAAAAAUUGUGUUUCAUGGGAUGACUGAAAAUAUACAGUGAUUUGUCAAGAAAAAGUGGUUGUAAGGGUGGAUCGAUAGUGCCUCCCAAAAUAAUGAGAAAAAGAUGAAUUUCUGGUCUAUUACAUUUCUCUUCAUUCAAAAAGGUUGUAAAAAGCCCCAGAAUGCAUCCUCGACCCUCAGAAUGGCUGCAAAAGGUACAUGAAAAAAAAUUCCAAAUUUUGGGGCUCCCCCACCCCCAAAAGAUUUGGUUCAGGAUUGGACCUUUGUAAAGUAACUAUAAACCAAAGCACAUAUUCAUUCAUGUUGCAGCUGCAUUUUUGACACACUCUUUUAACUGAACAUAUCAAAAUUGUUCACAUAUACAUGCAGUUCCAAGGUGUUUCAAACUCUUUAAAUCUUUGCACAAGUGCAGGUAAUUUUUGUUCUUAGUGAGGGAAUUCAUAAACCCCAAUAGUCUUAAUUGAUGAAUGUCGGUCAUCAGUACAUUCACUGGACAGUUUUGAAGUCAACUCAUCUUAAGAUAUACCAUUGCAAGUCCUUUUUGGUCCAGUGUAAAUUUUGAAUGUUUAUCAGUGAAAGGGUUAGAUCAUCCAGAGAACUACCUAGGGUUAUAUGGAGAUUCUGAUCCAAAGUUCAGUGUACUUGUCAUUGAGAUCUUUAGGUUGAAUACAUUGUCAAACAUUCAUGGUACAUAGGUCAUUGUCUUUUACAGAGUAUCUGAUUUUAUGUAUUAUGAUGUAAUCUUAUGACUAAUAUUAAACUAGACAGAUUUACAUGUAUGUGUGUAGCUUGAAGUGCAGUUGACUUAAAGAUUUGGGUGUGUGGGGGAGUGUGUAAAGGCCAUCAAUCAUGCAAAAGUUUUUUAAAAAGUGGUAAUGUAAUGUUGAAUUGAUAUAUAUUCCCACUUGCCUGUACAUAAUACACGUACUUGCUGUUUAGAACCUUACACACCAAAGAACAUUAUGCAGUAACAGUGUGGUUGUAGUAUCGCUGAUGUGUACUAUUUAUGGAAGCACAAUAAAGUACACACAGAACAAUUCUGUUA